AAAAACCCUGUCAAAGAAAAACACGCACUACGUGAAGUCUCUAGCUCAAAAAGAAAAAAGUAAAUAAUUGUUUAAUUCGAAUAACUAAUUCUGUUAUUUCUUUAGAUUGUGUGCACAUAUAAUAGUUUUGUUUUUAAAGGGAGUGUGUUUGCCAGUAAUAUGGACAGCAGUAAUAUUAUUAUAUGGCAAUGUGUACACAAAGCAUUUAGCUAGCGAUUAGCUUAGCGUCCGUCGUUCAUCAGAUCAUAACUUGCCACGCGUAUUGGUGGCGUAUGCUAUGCUAUUCUUUGGCGCAUGUCCUUAGAUCCUUUUUCAGAAUAGUGGCUUUUAUUUGAGGAGUUUAUUUGUGUUGCAAAAAUUAUUGUAGCGGUAGAGCCACAAAUUUGUCCCGUGCUGGUGUAAUGAAGUUUUUUGUGUCUUUUUUUUUGUAAAUGGUUGAUAUCAUUUUGAGAUUAAAUUAUUAUUAUUAUUAUGCCUAUGUAGCGGUCCUUAACCUGGCACAGAGUGCAGAGUCACCAGUGAAUUCAUCACUGCCAACCAUUAGACUCAAUGAGCUUAUCAGAGCAGGGCAGGCUGAUGUAGCCAUUAGUGCAAUAAUCAAACUCAAGGAGUCAAGAGAAAUCUUGACUAAUGAUGACAGGAGGAGAGCGAGUGGCCGUGUUAAAAGACUUAUGCACGAGUGGAGAAAACUGCGGAUGGAGGGAGACGUGCUAUACAGGAUAUCUGGUGAACGAAAACAGCUUGUUCUACCUGCUGAGUAUCGACGUUUGGUUUUAAGACACCUUCACAACAACAUGGAUCAUUUGGGGUCAGAAAGAGUUAUUGGACUAGCCAGAGACCGGUUCUAUUGGCCUUUCAUGAAAAAAGAUAUUGAGGCCUAUGUCACUCAGCAAUGUCCCUGUAUCAAACAAAAGAAGCCAGUGGUCCAUGUCAGAGCACCUAUGGGGAACAUUGCAACUAGUGCACCCUUAGAGUUGGUUUCGAUAGACUACAUGCAUUUAGAGCAGAGCAGGGGUGGAUACGAGUACAUCUUAGUAGUCAUUGACCAUUUCACAAGAUUUUCCCAAGCGUACCCCACGCAAAACAAGUCAGGUAAAACAGCCGCAGAGAGAAUAUUCACAGACUUUAUACCUCGCGUUGGAUUCCCAACCAGACUGCAUCAUGAUCAGGGUCGGGAAUUCGAAAAUGCCCUGUUCAGGACUUUACAACAGCUGGCAGGAGUCUCUCACUCCAGAACCACCCCGUACCAUCCACAGGGAAAUCCAGCGGAGGUUUAACCCCACGUUACUCCAAAUGCUGAGGACACUGGAGCAGGAACAGAAGAACAACUGGAAGGAGCUCUUGCCACAGGUAGUGCAUGCAUAUAAUAUAUGCACCAGACAUGAGGCUACAGGGUUCUCACCCCAUUAUCUGAUGUUUAGGCGUCACCCUCGCCUCCCUAUCGGCCUAGUGUUUGACCUUCCCAUUGACAAGACAAAUGGAACACCACAAACCUACACAGAGAAAUGGGCUGCAAGAAUAAAGAAGGCCUACCGCAUAGCAACAACAAACAGUCAACAAUCCAGUCCACGAGGCAAGGGAUACUAUGACCGUAACAUAAAGGGGGUUGUACUGACACCCAGUGACAGAGUUCUGGUACACAAUAUGAGUGAGAGGGGAGGGCCAGGAAAGCUCAGACCCUAUUGGGAACAAACAGUGCAUGUAGUGAUAGAACAAGUGAAUGACAACCCUAUUUACAAGGUGCGGCCAGAGAAAGGUGGGAAUACUGUGCGGACUCUUCAUCGGAAUCUCCUCCAUCUUGUCAAUGACUUGCCUGUAGAUGAAGCUCAGCCACCCGAGGAAGGAACAACAACAAAAGGCAGAGAAAAGAAUAAGAGGGUAACUCAGGAACACAGAGCACAAUUUCAGAGUAGCAGUCCCUCCGAUUUUGAUGAGGAUGAUGGCCCUCGAACACAUUACUGGUUAAGGAAACAAGGACAGACUGGACCACAGAGAGCCACCAUGCCUGUCUCGUUCCCACUGUCAACCGAACAGACAGGACUGACCCCAAUUGCAACAGAACCCAGGGCACGGCCUGGAUUCACAUUAGGGGAGAAUGCACUAAACCAGGACCAGUUUGGCAGACAUGAUUGUGGACGGAGAGAGAGAUGGAACAGGAUGAGAGUGGGUAUGAACAGGUAACCCACUAUGAUGAUGGACAGAUGGUGGAACAGGACCAAGCCUCUGGCAAUGACAGUUUCAAACAUGAAGCCUUUCAGAGGGAACCGGUAAGAAGAUCAACUCGGCCCAAAAGACUUCCUCAGACACUGACAUAUGAUUCUCUUGGUCAUCCGUCCUACCAGCCACAGGGAUGGGUCAACACCAUUGGGCAGUAUGAAGUACAAACUAUACCACUGAUGACAUCAGCCCUAGUGCCACACUGUAUAUUCUUCCAGGCACCUUCAUACAAGUCUUUUCCCUAUGUCGUUCCUGCAUUUGUAUGUUAAUACAGGUACAAAUUAGCCGUGUAAAUUAGUUUUUUUGGUAUUUAGCUUUUUAGUAUGUGGAUAUGUCGGGAGACCUUUUUUUUUUGGGGGGGGGGGGAGUGUGACCCAUACAUAAUGUGGUCACAUUCUUAUUUGAUGUGCGAGAUGGUCCAUGUCAUAACACUUAAAAUUAAUUUUAUGGAGUUUACAUCGCUCCUCCUUUCGUGGUGAUGCUAAUGUCCUGUCCAGGCCAGUGGGGGGCAGGAGAGGAGCAUUUGCGACUUAGGCACCACUGUUGUACGGCAGCUCGCUCGCUUCCCGUCAUUCUGAUGAGAGCGACCAAACUGAGAGUGAUUGUUCUCUCUGUUUGUACUGUUUUGCAGGACAUAAACAUCUAGCUGCUGGUCCCGCCACUCGGGACCUGCAACAGUGAUCAUGAUUAUUGGGCCUUUCUUCGUCUGCUCCAAAAAUUAGAAUGGAACCAGAUGUUUAGCUGAUGCAGUUUGAGGGUCUAUGAGCUUGGGCCUUAGCUUGAGAGGGGCAGGAGACCAGGUUCUCUCGACACUCUGCAUUGUAUGAUUUAAAUGGAGACAACCACCAUUUUUUUCAGAUGGGACGUGUCUAUUAACUAGUAUUCAACCACUGUAUGAAGUUUAAGCAAAAGCAGCACAUCCUUUUUAAUUAACCAGGCCUUCUCACAUACAUCUUUCAUCAGUGAGGUUUCUAGCAGACUAAGUUACAUCACUAUGAUUGUUAUAUUUUGCAAAAAUGAGCAAAUCAGGCGAUUUUAACCUACUAGUGGCAGUUCUUACAUAUACAUGUCACGGUUUAUGUUAAUUUCCGGUUUUAUGUUGAAAGGACUUCCUGUUUCACCUCAGCUGUUUUCUGUCAUUCUGUUCCUGUCGCCGCUCCGGCGGUUCACAUCUCCGUUCCUGCCGCCACUCCGACGGCUCCAGCCCAAGCUCCAGACGCCGCAGUCACGGUUAACCACACGGACCCAGUCACAGAGAGCCAGUCCGCGCCGCUCCCAGCGCCUCAAACAACGGACAGUCGCAGGUCCCCCGGACGACAUCGCCAAAGGCGCGGUUCCAGAACCCCGGGUCCCGAGACCUCGGUCGUGGUGACCGAGCAGCUCUCUUCCCCGGCAGAGGAUUCCCUUGGUUCCCCGACUGACUGUGUCUCUCUGAUAGCAGGUAUCCCAGACAGCGUCGCCAGGCGGGUCCACCUCCACUGCUCUCCUCCGGUUGCGUUCCUCUUCGCCCACCUGAUGAGUACUGCUGAUUCGGUGACAGACCAGGGCACAAGGGACCGAUUAUUCAAGGAGGCAGCUGCCCUCAUCCUGAGGGAACCCACCCUGCGUGAGGCCCUGCAACUCCCAGGCCUGCAGCCAGCAGCCACACCAGGUCCUACUCCUCAGGAGCCGUUCCGGGGGGUGCCGGAGGUUCCUGCGGAGAUCCCUCUGCACCGGCCACACUCGCAGAGGCAGCUCCUGGUGGUCUGACGUCUGCCACGUUGACCCCGGUCCCUGGUGAUCUGGCACAGAUCACACCUGCCUCAGCUCCUUGUGGUCCGACCACGUCUGCCUCAGCUCUUGGUGAUCUGGUACAGAUCACAUCUGCCUCAGCUCCUGGUGGCUCGGCUCCGGCCACGUCUCCACGUCUGUCCUCGUCUCUGGUACCUGCCUCGUCUCUGGUUCCGGCCUCGCCUCCACGUCUGUCCUCGUCUCUGGUUCGUCUGCCGUACUGGUGGCCUCGCCCUCGUCACCUCCUGCCGGUUGGGUGGCGCUGCCUCCUGCGGCGACAUCCGCCUCGGCUUCGCCGUCGUCGGGGCCGCUCACCUCGGGAACGUCCCCUCCUGCCACGACGAUGGCGCGGUCUCUGCCGUCAUCGUCUGCCGCGACUCUGGGGUCCUUGGAUCACCUCCGUCGGGAGGAGGCUGGACUCCGCCAGCCUUGCGCUUGGGCAUGGGGAGUGCCGUCUUGGCCUGGCGGCCGUGCAACCUACCCUCUCCUCGCCACCAUCCCCCGUGAAAGGACAGUUUGGACCUUGUUUUUUGUGUUACGGACUCCACUUCCUGCCCUAUUUCAUGUUCUUGUUGUCGUUGUUUCUGUUUUAACCCUCCUCCGGUCCUCCCUCCGCCCACCCUGCUUGUUUGCCUUGUCAGGGAGGGAUUCGGUCCCUCCUCCUGAGACCACCCUCCGCCCGCCCUGGUUUGGGGGGGGGCUUCGUGGGCGCCGUGGUAGACUCCCUAGGGGGAGGGGUACUGUCACGGUUUAUGUUAAGUUCCGGUUUUAUGUUGAAAGGACUUCCUGUUUCACCUCAGCUGUUUUCUGUCAUCCCGGUUUUACCACGCACACCUGUCAGUAAUCAGUAAUCACACCCAGUAGUUAAGCACCACCUCAGCCAGCAGUCAGACGCCAGAUUGUUGUAUCCUUGCACCACUAUCCAGCGUUCUAGUCUUGUUCUCUCAUGUUGUUGAUCUUGCCUGCUUUUGACCGCCGAUUCCUGCCUGACCCUCCUCUGUACCUUCGUCUGGAUUGUGACGCUUGCCUGACCGUCUGACCAGUGAGUUUGUCUAGCCCUUUUCUGUACCGUCGCCGAGUCUAUCCGUGUACCGAACCACUGCCUGCCCCCUGGACCUGACCUCGCCUGUUCCUCACUGUACCUCAUGCUGAGACAUCCUGUGUAUGACCCGGACUGAUUGACGACGUUUGUACAAUAAAACCCUGCUUAAUUCA
Molecule: messenger RNA, 5202 nt
Organism: Betta splendens (Siamese fighting fish)
Lineage: Eukaryota; Metazoa; Chordata; Actinopteri; Anabantiformes; Osphronemidae
Exons: 2
Coding region: 1162-2181 (339 amino acids)
Molecular function (GO): nucleic acid binding
Source: RefSeq, a predicted model, not a curated record